Odontomachus brunneus is the source of this 15317-nucleotide messenger RNA. RefSeq lists its product as uncharacterized. The record is from RefSeq and is a predicted model, not a curated record. Gene Ontology annotation, biological process: positive regulation of MAPK cascade. Gene Ontology annotation, molecular function: transmembrane receptor protein tyrosine kinase activator activity; protein binding. The transcript is spliced from 3 exons. Bases 8976 to 10139 code for a protein of 387 amino acids. Lineage: Eukaryota; Metazoa; Arthropoda; Insecta; Hymenoptera; Formicidae. Gene Ontology annotation, cellular component: terminal bouton.
CGUGGGAGUUAGUUCUGGUGAGGGCGCCAGGCAGCUCACUCACCGAAGUAACCCACCGUCCCAACCCUUCGAUCCUCCAUCCCUCGACCUUCGACCAACAAAGCAACCUCCACGGCCGCAACACCUCCUCUUACCACGAUUCCGUCGUCGCUUACCGUCGAAAUUCCUGCCGUGCAAGAGGCAAAACGGUGUUGUGAGCGGCUGAAUCUCUUAGUGUGAGCGCGUCGACGACGCGAGACGUUCGCGAGGGUGCAGCAGCGCGAAGAAGGGGCUGUCGCGCGACGAGCCGAGGUCGGAGAGUACGCAUCGUGGUAGAAGGAGUGAGAGAGAGGAAAAAAGAAAGCAAGACAGAUAGAGACAGACAGAAAGAGAAGGAGACAGAGGGAGAGAGAAGGGGAGAGAGAGAGAAAGAGAGAUUCAGUACAGUUCUCGUCGCUCAAUGGAACACCGGCGCGGCCGGUUGAGAUCGUCGGCGACGUCAGCACGGGAAGUCGGGCAACCGCGGGAAACAGCCUUUAACCUUUGAAAUACGCUGCGCGAUUAUAGUCGGAGACCAGACAUCAUCGUAGAAACGGAGUUGGAAGAAGAGAAAGAGAGAGAGGGGGCGAGAGAGAGGGAGGGCGGGAGGGAGGGAGGGAAGAGAGAGAAAGAGCGAGACAGAAGAAGAAAGAUAGAGAAAGCGGUAGUCAGAGGAACGAGUGUGUGUGGCAACUGCGGUAGAACAAUUCGUUAAAGCACCUGGAAGAAUCCUUCAACCUCAACAUCACAACUGACGGCUGGCCGAUCGUGCGUUCCCGGUACCCGGUAUAAUUCCAGACGCACGCACAAGCAUUACACACAUAUACACACACAACACACACUACACACUAUACACACAUACGCACAUACAGACACAUAUACAGGCACGCACGUACGCACGCAUCUACCUACCUACACCUACGGCGCGCGCGCGGGCGCGCGUUCUCUCUCUCUCUCGCUUUUUCUCUCUCUUUCUCUCUCUCUCUCUCUCUCUUUCUCUCUCUCUCCGGUAUCACGCCCAUAUGAACGGCCAUACGGAAGCGGAGCGUGGUGAGCGACGAAAAUGUCAGUGAAUGAAUCGCGCCCCGUCGUGUCUGACCGGACGACCUCCUCGUACAUGGCAUGAUUGCACGGGGUGCUGCGUCGGGUGCUGCAAGCGCAAUCUCUUCUCCGUGACGCGCGUCGUCUUUUGAGAGAACGGCGGAGUGAUGCGCGACGGGGAACAUCGCCGGUGGAGCAGCAGCAGCAGCAGCACCAGCAGUAACAUCGGCGAGAAACGGCGUCUGUAAAGGGUGGAGCAGUAAUAAAAAAGAAGCGCGACUGCGGCAGCGCGUGAGAGAGCGAAGGAUAUCACUCGUCACUACUUCCUACUCUACAAUACGCGUGAAACAAGAAAAGUUGUGUGAAGGGGUGCAUGUGAAGAGAUCAUCGGUGUAUAUAUCACGGUACCGUGGGAUCACACACGCGACGGAGAGAGAGAGAGAGGGAGACAGAGAGAAAAAAGACUGACUGAGAGACAGAGAAACGACAGAAAGGACGAAAGAAGAAAAAUUAAAACGAAGCCACGAGUUGAAGUAAAGGGAAAGAGAAAUAAGGAAGCCUGAGAGAGAAAGAGGGAAGGACGAAGAGAAAUUGAUAAAGUAAAAGAAAGUGUAUACAUGUGUGCGUUGUGAGAGAGAAAGAGAGGGAGAGGGAAAGAUAGAGAGGAAAAGAGAAGUAAAGUCGAAGAUCGUCAUCACGGAACGACGCGACGCUGAGGGUCGAGGGAGAGGUCGAGACGGGAGAUUGGAGGAAAGCUCGGAGGAAAAAGGCACGGCUGACGCGACGGCGAGAAAUCAAGAAGCAAGUAUUUUCACGUAAUGCCCCGCGUAACUAACUACACUGCACCUCCUCUAUCGAUGAACCUCCUCGCAUAUCUCUGUCUGUACUCCAGGCGUCUCUCGCCUUCGUGACAUCCUCACUAUUAUAUAUGUAAAUGCAUAUAUCGAUGUACCUUCUUCUCUGCCUUUGUUCUGACCCCUGUGUACUCUCUGUCGCAAUAUACUCGCUCGUGUACCGCCUUUUCGCGUUUUCGCACUUCGACUACGCGCACCGCUCCUGUCACGGCAGCAAGCCUUGCUUUUUCAACGUUUUUCGGGGCACCUGUUGAUACGACCGACCUACAUACCACACUCUAUCCACAUUAUGUCACCCCGUUCGUCGUUCGACCGAGUCAUCAGGGCCGGUAUUCAGGAGAUCGUCGUGCACGACGUGUCCGUUGUUAGUUCCGUUCGCGCGAAUUAUGUCGACGACAAGAGGUCGAAUGGUCUCGAGGACACGUGGCGGAGACGUUCUCGGGAGAUCGCACAGAGCGGAUCCUUGCAAGCCGAGACUCAAGUAUCGAAACGAAAUUAUUUUGUUCUUCGUUUCAUCGUCCUUUGAAACAAUCGACCAUCGCGCAAUCUGUUAUCCGAUGUGAAAUCGCGCGACGAUGACGAUUUUUCAAUUGUAUUCAAUUGUAUCGAAUAACAUUUGAAUAAUCGCUACAAACAAAAUCAUAGACGCGGGUCAGUAUGUUACAUCCAAUAUUGAGUCUCGGUAAUUGAGCGCGGCCAUUAUGCGAUUGCAAACACUUGCCGCGCUCGUAGAAAUUUCGCAUUGCUCGGCUGCUCGCGUUCGAACUCGUUUCAUAGGUUCCGAUUAACUGAAUGAAACCUCAGGAAAUGAGAGUUGUAUGCUUGAUCUUAACAUGAUUUGAACACUUUAUUUAUAAAAAGUAAAAUAGGGGCAUGCACGACCUCACUCAAUUUCAAUGACCUUGCAAUAUGCUGUCAAGAGAGAGAUAUUAUAUAACCUAAAUAACCUUUAAGAAAUUUUGAAAAGCUACUAACAAAAGUCUGAAGAAUAAAUUAGUUAAUAUCAGUGCACAAAAGUAUAAUUCUUCAUACAAUAUUAAAGGUUUCUCGUUCUUCAUUUUCAAUAUGCGUUCAUUUGAAUAUUGGAUAUUAUUGGUUCAUAUUACGUCAGGCACGUGGUUUAUACACGUAAUUUGAAGACUAUUAUAUCAUUAAUGAAAAAUUUAUCGUUUUGUGUAAUAUACGUAAUUUAUUGUUUAUGUUAUACGUAUUUUUUUAGAAAACAUAUACAUCUUGACAGAAUUUACAUCUACAGUGAUAAAUUAGACGCUUAAAAUAUGAUAAAAACACACACGUCUAUUGAAAAGUUAAUAUAUGAGCUUACGAUCUCUAUGUAAAGCAAAGCAUUUAGAUAUAUUUCUCAGAUGUGUCUCAGAUUGCUUCAUUUCGUCUCCUUUCUUUAUAUUUUUUUUGAUAUUUGUGACAAUUGAUCUAUUUUGGCACAUACAGUCGUAGUCUAACAGUCGUAUAUAGUAAAAUAGUAAGGAUUGUAAUUUGGAAUGUAAUUAAGUCAGUUUUUAAGAAUUUAUGAUGAUUACGAGAAACUUCUUGGAUUUGUACUAAUAGUCGUUACUUGAAACUUGUUUCAAGUGAGAUAUUCAGAUUUGAAUUUAGAGUUUUUUAGUUGACUCGUAAUUCUAAAUAUAAUGGUUGCGUUCAGCAGAGAAAAUUGCUUUCUGUUAUAAAUUCUGUCUCAUCUGUUAUAAAAUUCGUGAAUAUGAUUGGUAUAUACUCUUGAUCUGAAUUUAAGGAGUAUGGCCACAGUAGCGGGCCUAAAAAUAUCAGUAAAUUUAAUUUUUUUCAGUAUAAAAAAUAAUUUAAUAUAAAAUCAAAUUGAAGUAUUAUUUACGACAUAUCUUAAACUAAUUUUUUUGUACUUAAAUUCUUCUGUAUUUUUUCGAUUUAAAAUGGCAGCGCUAUCGUUGACGAAACCUAAUACGAUUUGGAGGUGCUCCGGGGCCUGACAUUUAGCGCCCACAUGUAUUGACUUAGAACAAAAAUUAAAAUUUCUUUUUAAUUUACAUUAAAAUGCCUAGAGAAAUACGUGGGGGUUUUGAAAAUAUUGAUUUUUUCAGAAAUGGUAGGCAUUUAAAGUCAUAGUUGUAUUUUUUGCUAAAAAAUAUCGUGAAAACUGUUCAUAAAAUAAAAAGUUUUUUAUAUAUCGAAAAACCCCUACGUAAUUCUCUGCGGUAUCUAACAAGUUGCUGCUAAUGUAAAGUUAUUCGAAUAAAAAUUAUUGAAGUUAUGUGUCAGGCCAACUUGAAAAACGUUGUUUUAAAUAAAACACGUUUAAAGUUUUAAGUGCUGUUAAAACUUAAAAUUGUGACUUUAAAAUUUUUUUACCAUUACUCCGCAAUACCAACACCAUAAAACUGCUCCUUUGUGGCAAAAUUUUUUCCUGUUCUUCUUUUCUUAAAAAUCUUAAGCUCGAGCUGCUUUACAUCUGUUAUAAAGACUUAUAAUCUGUUUAUAACAGAUGUAAAAUCUCGAGCUCAUCCUUCGCCGCGUCCGACAGCGAGCGCUCGGCCUGCGCUACGCGCAGUUGAUCGACCUCAACGCAGAAAUUACAACAAUUAGGGCUUAUUGUGAUGCCCAAAACUUUCAUAGCUUCUAUGAUGUUGUUUAGAUCAUCGUUGAAGGCGCAUACAGCUAAAUCGGUAGCUAUAUCCAAAGUCUUUUUGCUGCUCGAACUGUUCUUCGGUGUCAGGCUCCAUUGAAUUAAAAUUUUCCAUAAUUCCACAAUUGAAUUGAAAUUUUCGUUGCUAUUUUGGGUGUAACACCCUAAACAACGAGUAAGCAGUUCAUCUUUACUCAAUUCGCGCCAUGAUAUGCUUGGUGGCGCUGUAUCGUACCUUACGGUGUUCGUUCUAACUUUGUUAAAAAAUUUUGUUUCGUUAUAAAUCGAAUUGCAACUUAUUUUUACGACGAUAAGAUACCGUCUAAACAAAAAAAAUUUUCGCUUUUUUGAAAAUUCUACCGUAGCCAAAGCUCUUAAGAGUAUAUAUACCAAUCAGAUUCAUGAAUUUUACAACAGUACAAUAUAUGAUUCGAUUAUAAACUUAAGAUUGAAUUCUAAAUUCAAAUCUGAGUGUUUCACAUGAAUUACAAGUUUCAAGUAACGACUAUUAAUAUGAGCCAAGAUCAUUUAAUAGAGUAUAGAGAAUUCUACGAAGUUUUGUCCUAAAUGUCAAUGAAUGUCAAUUAUUACAGUUUUACAUUAGUUUUCCGAUGUUCUAAUGUUCAGUAUGCUCGCAACUGUCUUAAUGAACAAUUGAACAAAAAUAUGAAAAAAUAAUUGGACAAAAAUAUGAAAAUUAAGUGCUUUUAGUAAUUAUGGUUCUCACAAAGUUGUUUAAAUUUAUAAAUGAUAUAUCGAUUUAAGGCGUUAUAUAUAUACCCACACAGUUAGACAUGCACAUCAACAUUUCCUCGCUGCAUUAUUUUUACUGUAUUUUCUAAAUACAUUACUUUCUUAUAUUUAUUUGUUUUUGUUUAGAACAGAUAUAUCUUGAAUGAUAGAUAUAUCGUGUGUAGAGAUUUAUUCCAAUUUUCAAUGUUUCAAUUUUAGUAUAAGAUAGAUUCAUCAUUUCAAUGAAGCAAAAGCAUUUCAAUUUCUUGAGCAAAAACAUAUCGAAUGUUAUAUGAUUUAUUUAUAUAAAAAUACGAAAGGAGAAAGAUAUUCCAAACAGUUCCAAAUACUCAUUGUGUUAAUUCCUAUUAAUUUGUUUGGUUUUUUCUGUUUGAUUAAAUAACGUAAUAAUACUUCAUUACAUGUUUUUUUUUGUUAUUUCUAUAUCAGUUUGGUUACUAUAUGUUUCAUAAUUAGAGUCAAAUUCGGAGAUGAUUGGGGAGACAAAAAAUGGUUGAAAUUUACGAAAUUAAGAUAGAUAAGAGGAAAUAUAACAAGGGACUAUUAUUGCCAAAGACAUUGGAUAUUUGGCGGAAUUGGAAGAUCAAUGAAUCGAUAAUUUAUUGAAUCUGUGAACAUAAUAACUUUACUGACAUAGUACUAGAUGUUAUAAAAAAGUGGAUAAAACCAGGAACAAUGGUCGGAUUGUUGGAAAUCUUAUUUAAGUAUUUGUCAAAUACAAGCUACAUUCAUGUGGCAAUCAAUUACAAAAUAUAUUUUCAAUUCUAUAAGAAGUGUAAUACAUAAUAUAUCUGGUGUGAAACAUAAAUAUUUCUUGUUAUUAAACGCGAAAAGAACACUAUGGGAUAGACACUAUUUAGCAUAUUUAGCUGAAUUUUUGUUUAAUUGAUGUUUGAUUGGAUUCUGGAUUUCUUCAAUAUUAUGUCACGAUAAUAUAUCAAAUAUCUGAAGACAAUAGCAACAAAUAAAUAUUUAACAAUAAUUAUUUAACAAUAAUUUUCUGAAAUUAUUUGUUACUUUCGUUUAUUUCUUUUUGAAUUACUUGUUAUUUUUAUUUAUUAACUUAUUAAAUUUUUUUUGUUUAAACGGUAUCUUAUCUUCGUAAAAAUAAGUUGCAAUUCAAUUUAUAACGAAAAACUUGUUAAAAACUUGUCUUAUUUAUUAUGUUUUUAUUAUAAUUGACUUUCUUAUUAUAAUAAGGAUGUAUCGAUCUUGGUAAUAAUGUAUGAUAAUGUCCAAUAUCUGAAAACAACAAUAACAAAUAAAUAGCUGUAACUGUAAUAUUUUAGGAUUUUAUUUUUUUUUACUCUCUAGGAUAAUCUUGACCUUGACAUAUACUGUUAAUGUCAUAGUCUUCAAUAAUUUGCAAAUAAUGUUUAAUAACUUUUUAAUAAACAACGAGCAAAUUUUUAUUUUGUGUCAAGAACAUUCAGUAACCUUCACUUUCCAACAUGCUUCAAGGUCAUUGGAAUCAAUAAGGUCGGUCUUAUUCUGUAUAAUUAUCUUUUUUAAUGUUCAAUACGCAACUGAUAUCCAAUGAGAGAGAUAACUUAUUUUUUUUAAUUAUUUAAAAUUGUAUCUUAGAGAAUUUUACAAAUUCUAAUAUUUUGAAGAUAACUUAUCUUUUGAUAUUUAUAAAAAAAAUGUAUUUUUCUAUUGAACGCUGAUUGUGUUCUAAAUUCCCCCAAAAAAGGCGUGGAAAAAGCGUGUUCAAACCGUAUUAAAUCCGAAUAUACGCGAAUGUAGAACAUGGAAUUUUCAAACGUGGAUACUUGAGUUAAAAAAAAGAAGAUCGCCGAAAACCGCUACAAAUUUCCGGCUCGAUAGUCCUUGGCUGAGAGAGGGGAGGGAUAGAUUCGUUCCGGAGCGGCACGCUCCGCGAAAAUGAAACUUCGCGAAGUCACGUCCGCGGCUAAUCUCACCGAUAUUUCGCGCACGAUCGCAGCUCAGUUGGAGCCGCCUCGGGUAGGCGCAGUUAUUUAUAAGCGAGCACACCGCGUGUCGCGACGCUCGUGUGAUCGUUAUCAUCGCGAUCGACAUCUGGCUGGCGUCGCCGUAGCUUCUCAUUUCCGUUCUGAGGAAAAAUCAACGCCCGGAACGUUUGAUAGGCGAGGAAGAAAAAAAAAAAUACAAAACGGGAGGUGGCGUAAGACAGAAAGGAAGAAAGGUAACGAACGAACGGACGGGCUUGCGGAAAAAAAGUGUGUCUGUGCGUGUGUGAGAGGGAGAGAGCGAAAGUGAGCGAAAGGGAGAAAGAGAGAAAGGCGAGAAGGGAAAGGUAAGCGGAUAAGGAAACAACGUCGAGGGAGUUCGCUCUCCGUAGAGAUGGUAGCUUUAUUGGCACAUACGAGCGAUCGCGAGCGGUUUAACAUCGGGUGGCAUCGAUUGGUUUAAAUGUUGUCCACACUCUCAAGCACCUUUACGCAUCUAUGGCACGCACGAUGAGCACCUCCGAUUACCUCCACACGUCGCCAGCACUCUGUUGAAUAUAUGUCCUGAGAAAAAAAAGUAAAAAAAGAAAUUUAAAAAAGCGAUAAAAAACCAAAACUACCAAAAUCUUUUUGUGUUCCUGGCACUUGAUAGGAUGUCGCACGUUAUUCUUUACUAACGACCUGAUUUCAGGACGGUCGGUACAGGAGACAUGUGCGCUUUAUCACGAAGAGAAUAAGCCAAGGUCGCGGCUACUAUCACGGACUACCAAAAGUGAAGCGUAUCGAUUUACAGGAGCGAGCAUAACGCAAUCGAGUGUCAAAUGUGAAUGAUACACCGUGCACUCGAAUUUGUUCUCGAUAAAGAUAGAAAGAGAAGGGGAGAGGGUAAAACGAAAAAAAGAAAGGAAGAAGGAGGAAGAGGGGGAUCUGUUCUUUCGGAGUCCUACGAUACAGAUCCUUGCUCCCAGUGAGGACAUGCUAGGAAAUCACGGUCGAUACAGUUACACGCGUAGCACAUUUUUGCGUUUUCUAUGCAAUAAUAGCCACUGUGUCGAAAUUAUAUUACGCCGUCGCUCGUGAUUUUUUAUCAAGCUUAUCCUCCCGCCUCCCCUUCUUCGCCCUCACGGUAUCAAUCGACCGCCCCCGUACCUCCUGCCCACCUGCGUACUCAGCCGCACACGUACACACAUAACACGCAGGUAGGCACACACAUGUAUAGAAAUAUACACACACACACAUAUACACGUACACAGACGUAGACACACUCUAUCCUCAGCUUCCCAGUGUACCGCGCGUUCAAACGAAAAGUCGGCCUAACCCCGAAUCGCUACAAACGUGCCUUUAGACUGGCAGUGAGUAGUAAGCAGCUAAAGCGUGUGUGUACAAGAAAACAAAAAAAGCAUCGUUGCUGUUCAUGUAGGUCAAUUAUAAUACCACACCCAGCCGUAUAAUUGAAUACGACAAAAGCGGUGGUGGUGGUGGUGGUAGCGUUGAUGGUAAUAGAGAAGCGAAAACGAGAGAAAAAAAUAUAUAUACGUAGAUAUUUACAUAUAUAUACAUAAAUAACAAGAGAGAGAGAAAAAACUUAGAGAGAAAGAGAGAGAGAGAAAAAUCUUAGAUAGAAAAAGAGAGAGGGAAAAGGCUGGAAAGGGUGAAGGUAGAGGAAAAGAAAGGGGGAGAAAUAGAGAUAGAGAGAGAAAGGAAAAAAAAGAGGGAAAAAAGCAAAAGGGAAAGAGAAAAACAGAGGAGAGCAAUUGUGAAAUGCGAAAAAAAAACAUGGCGGUCUGCAUGUUCUGGCUUCUCACUUACGUGGGACAGGGGCUGGAUCUGGCGGUAGGCAAUCGACAAACUAUCAUAGUGCAGGGCACACAGGGACUGGACUACCGUCAUGGAAGUAAUAGCAUUAGAAAGAAGAGCGAGCCGAACUCGAUAGGUAGCAACCUGUUGCAGUUCAGGAUAUAUCCUUCCGAAGGCUCCCACCGGGACGACCUGUCGAAUUGGCUGGUCUUCAACGACGAACCGCGGAUAUCUUCGUGGUCUCCGGCGGGCAUACUGAUCGACGACAUGGUGAAAGAGCCGCGCGAACUCCAGUCGGUGUUCUUCGCCUUGUCACCCGCCGUCCUGAACGUCCUCUACUCCGAUUACAUGACGUCGCAGACGUCCGCGCACGCGGUCGCCGUGGAGCCUGUCCUUCACGACGACAGCAAUCCGCACCUCCAUGGUGGCCGGCCGCAGCAUCAACGCGCCAAGAAGCGCCUGCUGGGCUGCAGACAUCCCACGAAAGGCACGCUCAGUCUACCGAUAUUGGUAUGCGACGGCAAGAAGAACACGGCGGCGGCAGCAGCUACGACGAUUCUUCAGGACCCAUCCAGACAAUCGAACUACCAUGACGAUCUCUAUGAGCAGAGAUUUAACACUGCGACGAGUACGAAGACUGAUCUCGCGCGCGCUGAAGGCAUAUCCCAUGAGCUACCAAACGGCGGCUUCGUCCCGAGGGCACUUGUCUACGAGGCCAACAAGUUACCCGGCAAACGGAAUCAAAUCUCAGUAGGACGGCGCUCGGCCGAUACGCAGGCCGAAUCCCCGGAACAACAGGCUCAAUCGUCUGCGACGUCUUCGGUGGCCUCAGCCGGCGCCAGCAUCGCCUCGCAGUUCAUGAUGAGAUCCAUCAGGGGAAGCAUACAGUAUGACGUACCGCAAAUCGAAUGUCCUAUCUCCGAAGAUGGAAUGGAGAGAUUCGCUUGUCCAACCCCGGAUAGAAUGGGUCGAUAUCAUUGCAUCGACGAUCAUGUCCUGUGCGACGGUUUUAUUGACUGUCCCUCAGCCGAGGAUGAGGACAGACAAUCCUGCAUGUUUUACAAAACCACGAAAGCGCAUCUGGACGUAUUAGCGGACGCCAUACUACGAUGGGCGAGAGGACGCUAAACUUUGUUGACGAUGAAUCUUCAAGUUGUACAUAAAAUCACAAGUCUGAUACGUCUACUUCUUUAUAUAUUCAUCGAUAUUCCUUUUCUCCUACAUUAUAUCUAUUUUCCGGAAACUGUUUUCGCUCUAUGUUUGGCGCAUAGAGACGUUCAUAUUGAAAUCAAACUCAGGGGAAUGUUAAGAUGAACCGUCUCUUCUCUCUCUUUCCCUCCCUCCUUCCCACCCUUCCUCGCCCUGUAUCUCUUUCUACCUCUUUCUAAUCUCUUGCUCUACCCACCUCCCCUUUUUCUCCUAUCUUCUCUCUCUCUCUCUCUCUCUCUCUCUCUCUCUCUCUCUCUCUCUCUCUUCCCCAAAAGUGAAUAUGACCGCUCGAAUUAAUCUCCGAGGGGACACGACAUGGUCCUAACUACACUAAAAAAAAAACAAAAAAAUCGGUUAGCAAGGUCUGUUGUAACCAAGAUAUCCUCACAUAAAGUACAAAUUAAGUCCGAACUUUUAGGAUGUUAUAAAUAAAGUUCGUAAGAGUUAUGACAUUUUAACGCCGCCCUGCACGGCGCGCGAGAGUAUCCGACUUGGAUGAUUUCAGUUCUAUAAGUACUUACCGCUGUACCACACAGAUGAUGAUAAUGAUGCAGAUGACGAUGAUGAUGAUGAUGAUAAUGUAUUACGAUUUCAUAUUGAGCGAUUUCCGCGAGAUCGUACUAACUCUCUAACGACUUUAUUUUGGUACAAUAAAGUAAUUUUGAAGACUGAGAACUAUUUACUUCAUUCCCAAGAGUGAAAAUAACGCGGCUUCUUCACCGUCGCCGAUUCAGGGACGAAUACGAUCGUGUGUCGUUUUGGCGAAGAAUAAACUGCUCCAAGCACGCGUACCUAGAGACUUCCUCCUAGAGUACUUCCCGAGAGAAUGUAACGAAGAUGAAGAAUUGUACUCGCGUUUAAUCAAACAAUCGCUCCGGAGACGUCGACGCGUCGAGCGCACGUAAUUAGUAAGACAUCUACAUCGAUCUCGGGCUCUACUGGUGUCGCGUACCGUCACGAGACGACGUCUCCUUCGCCUUGUGCACGCUCUAUGUUGUUGUAUCAAUAUAUCUCUAGUAUUCAUUUCGAAUUAAUGGAAAAAGUAUGCCUGAAUAAUAAAAAAAAAAAAGAAAGAAAAACCGAGCGAACGCUUUCAACUAAAGUGGAAGUUGCGAGAAUAAUUAAUUGAUUAUUAGAAUAAUGAAUUAAUUGCGCUUCACCGAACCUGCUCUGAGCUAUCGAGUUAGGUGACACAGGGAUCUAUCGAAAGAGCAAUUCGCUGUUGUAUAUUUGCGUUCUGCGGCAUUUAUUUACAAGCCUUAAUCACACUUAUUCAAAGAUUCUUAAAUACAUGUAACAAUUAACUAUCGCUGUGAGAGUAACAAAAAUGAAUUUCUCCUAUGUUAAACCUUGACAUUCGAUGUUUGAGAAUUAUGACUUAGCGGUCAUAAUCGAUUUAACAUAAUAAUACAUACAUAUACCAAGUAUCACAGGCAGUUUUGUACUUUCAUUUUCCAUACCAAAUCAAACAUUCUCUCUAUUCGUCAAAAUAUUAAUACCUAAUACUAGAAAAGUACGUUUUACAAUUGACGAUUUACAAUAAACGAUUAAAUAAAAAAAUAUAUACUCUUUGAAUAUCGGGCAUAAGACACUUAGAAAACUAUAUUCUCUCUUAUAUUAGAGGCUCUACUUUUGUAAAAUAAAUUAUAUCGAGAGAAUUUAUUACGAGUGACAUACAAAUGUUUCAAGUAGUACAUGAGAAAACUUGUAUGUCAAAUAAUAAAUUUUAAUAACAUCAUUGAUAAUAUCAUUAGCACUCUGCUAUCGUCAUACUGUUUGAGAAAUUUAUAUAUUUUGUUUCUCUAUCUGAAUUAUUUUUCGAAAAUUAUAUUAUAUGAUUAAAAAUUCUAAUAAUAUUAUAAUAAUUAUUACAUAUUAUUAUUAUUAUUCUCUUGUUAGUUUCUUAGAAAAUGAUUAACUUCGCAAAUUUCUUAAUGUCGGAAAGUUAAGCAUUAAUUUAGUAUUUUGGUAUUAAGUUUCCAAGAGGCUCAUUUAUCGUUGUGUGAUUUACUUAGUGAUGUCCACAAAUUGUUUACAAAUAUUCAGCCAUUCUUAUGUUCGACUUUGACAAUACCAUAUGUUAAAUUAUAUAUUCGAAUAUAACGGAAUCGAUUUCAUGAAACCUAAAUGUCCUACAUUUGACAGGUUUAUAAUAAAUAUUGAUCGCUCGUCCUAUAUCGCGACAUUGUCAAGAAGUAAGUCAUUCGUUUGCAAUCUGUGUGAAAUUAGCUCCGUAUUUUCUAAAUUGUGUAUUUUUAUUUAUGCGACAGUGUUAUGCAUUUGUGCCAUAAAUCCUAAUUCAGUAACAUAAAACACAUUACAGAAAAAAAAGAAUAUUUGCUAUCUCUGUAUAUUUAGAAUUUUGAGUUCUUUCUUAUUGUGCUGAUUUGAUCGCAAAGGUCAAUAAUCCAAAUAAUAUUGAAGAAAAUAAGCAAAAUUACAAUUAUACUUUCUCCAAAUUAACUGCACUUUUUUCUAUAGAGUAUUUAAUUUAUGUUGCGUUAUGCCAUUAGAAUCUCGAUCUUUUUUUAUGUAGUUAAUAGGAAAAAUCAUAUAACAAAUAUAGAAUAAUAAAUCUUACAAUGCUUAAAAUAUAGAAUAAUAAAUCUUACAAUUUACUAAAUUUCUACAAGUUGUACUGUGUUAUAUUAUGCUGAAAAAUAGAAAAAAAAAUUAAAGUUUUAUAAAAAAAAAAAGAUAAUAAAUAUAUUUUAAAAGUUGACCAAUUCUUGAGAUUGAGGGUGAUAUUAAAAUUCAAUAUUUUUUAAUUCUCUCUAAUGUUGUGUUGGAUUAUGUUUUAAGAGUUUACAAAUUUGUUUUAAUGAAAUGUCGCCGAAAUAUUGUUCUUUGCAACAGAAUUGGUUGUACAAUUUAAAAUUAGCAAUACAAUAUGAGCACAAUGAAUACGAAUGAUGUAUGAUCAUAUAUCAUUUUUUAUUUUUACGAAUCCUAGUGGUGACAUUUUAUAGAAAAACAUAAUUAGGAGAAAUAAUUAUUUAUUUAUUUUUUAUUUAUUUAGUAUUUGUUUAAAAAAAAAUGGAAGAUACUAAGAUUAUCCAAAAUAUAACGCGGCACGAGUGAGUACUAAUCUAUAAAAAAAUAUAUGUAUCUAUAUAAGUUUAAUUGAGGAAAAGUAUAAAAUUAGAAUAAUUGUGUUUAUUUUCUUGAAUAUUGUCUAAGUUAUUGGAUUCGUAUGUUUAUGAUACAAGUUAAAACAAUACAAUAUACAGCACAAUACAACACAAUGAUGAUAUAAUGACCUCUAAAUUCGUGAAAUAUACAGUUAGCAAAAAUUGUUUCUUUUUCAAUAACGUUUUAAGUUACUAAGAACAACAUAACAUAUAACACAAUGCCCAUUUGAUAAGAAAUAAUUAGUAUAUAUAAAGUAUAGAGAGUUUAUACACAAAAAAUAUCAUUAAUAAAAAUACGAAAUUGAAAAAAAAUUCGCGAUUAAUUUCAUACAGGCUUUUUUGCAACGAUAUUCUUUGCGCCAUGACAUUUCGCAGUUAACAUGUGCAUUCGAGCAUUCUUUUUCUCGAGUUUAUUGCAAAAUACUAUUGUGGGUCAGUGUAGGCAAAUACUUUUGUGUUUACAAUCCUGGCAUUGACAUAUACUGUCUUUUACAUAUAGUGGUAUUUUGUGGACAUUGGUACCGUUAUCCAAAGCAAAAUAUUUUGCAGGUUGAAUAUAAUUCUGUAAGCAUAUUAUGCGUUGAUGAUCAUCAAUCUGUUGUGGGUACGUAUCAUGAUUUGGUAUCAACGGUAAUAUUCGUGUGUGUCCCAUGUUGGUUGGUAGACUAACGUAAUUAUUUGCGAUACUACUGUAAUGCACCGGCAAAUACGAAUAUCCGGGUGUCACUGUUGUUCGUAUUGUUGUGUCUGCGCUAUUCUGAUGUGCUUGUGAAAUGUUAUAUUCGUGCGAGCAAUUAGGAUAAUUGUGAUAAAUAUGUUUUUCUUCGCAGCAAUUUGAGUUUUGACUUGUACAGUGUCUUUGUUUCGCAGGUUCUAUGUUGAGGUUGGAAGGGCCAGCAUUUUGUGAACAGCACAACUGUGAAGGCUGCUGGUUAAACAAGUCAUACCAAUUUGAAGAAGUAGGAAUGUAUCUAUCCGUGGAUAAAUUUCCAGCUACUUUCCGCGGUAGAUGUCCAGUCUCGAUAAAUGCAGCCGCUGAAGACAAAACUUCAAGAGGAUUUUGCGAACGCACACGGUUGCGGAAUUGAACAGCUUCGUGUUCUCUGCUCGAAACAUCAUUGUACGGAUUAGCAGAUUCUCUGGAUUUUUUCGGCUGUUUAUUUCGAGAUUCUAGUUCUUUUAAUCGAUAAAGUUGUCGGUUAACUGUGCUAGGCGUCGGAAGAUUUUGGAACAUGUUCACAAAAUCUGUCUCACAAAACUUUUUGCUAGGUGAUCCGGAUAUAUCUAUUUCUUUUGAAUAUUUUUGAAAUAUAUUAUUCGAUAUAUUACAGUCAACAAUAAUUUCUUUGUCAUCGAGCUGCGUUGGCAGCUCUUCACGUGGUGUAGUUGUUAAAAAUCGUUUUUUCAGUGGCAAUUUAGAAUUAUUAUUAUGGACGUUUGUGAUAUCGGAACAUUUUUCGUCGCGCCAUAAAUUCGAAUUUAUGGACAAUAUCCGGUCAAUGCUGAAAUUGAGGCCCUUUUUAUUAUGUUGAUUACUUUUUGAAGGAUAGCUCAUAGCGUUUUGAUUCUUCAAAAAUAAGGCGGUUGAUGACAGUAUAUCCCUAGAGGAUGUGCAAGCCUGAUAUCCCGAUAUAGAUGAUGACAUGAAUGAUUUUGAAUUUGGCGAUUCUUCGACUGUUUCAUUAUGCUGUGUAUGUUCUGUUUGAAGAGAAACUAAAAUCUUUUUUAGCUUUCUUUGCGCCACCGAAAGAGGACCUAAAACCACAAUAAGUGACAACGAUUAAUGAAUUAUUAAUGGAGCGAAUAAUGUAUAACAAUUAUAUUGUAUACAAUUAUAAUGCAACUAUAUGUAACUAUUUUAUAUGUAACUUACUUUCUACAUUUUUCAGCACAUUUUUAUAUUCGUCACACACUCUUGCGCAUAGUUUUGUGUAACUAUUAUAAAGACUCUGAUUGUAAGAUGUAA